Molecule: messenger RNA, 4895 nt
Organism: Labrus mixtus (cuckoo wrasse)
Lineage: Eukaryota; Metazoa; Chordata; Actinopteri; Labriformes; Labridae
Product: rho guanine nucleotide exchange factor 26-like
Exons: 15
Coding region: 279-3290 (1003 amino acids)
Biological process (GO): activation of GTPase activity
Molecular function (GO): guanyl-nucleotide exchange factor activity; protein binding
Source: RefSeq, a predicted model, not a curated record
AGACACACUCACUCGACGAACAGCUUUGCAACAUGUCAUUCUGCGGCUCCGACUUUCGCUUGUAACUUAUUUUGGCUUUCCAUACCACGCUGGACUAAGCCCCCUAACUUAAGUUGACCGGCGGAAGAAGGAUUGUUUUUUUUUACCAUAGCGCAGGUACAAUGAGCGAAUUCUGCUGCAGGUCGACUGAUUAAAGUUUUCUACAGGGUUGCAGUGUUUGCACCGUGGCCUGUGGUUCUGGACAGAUACAGCGAAGAAGACACGGACACUUUUGGACCAUGGAUUUCGGCAAUGAUGUGGAUCUGUCCAAUGAAAACAUCACCCCAUUGUGGAGACGCCGUACGGACAACUGUAAAACGGCCCAGAACUCAAGCAAGCCCAAACCGCGGCCCCUCAGUUAUCACAUAAACGGGGUCGCGACGACAGACUUCCCAGUGGAGGACAAAAGGCCUUCCUUCACCUUGAGUCAACCUGCUGAGAGACUGGUGGUCGCACCUCCCUGCUGCGACAAGAACAAGGCGGUGUUGAAGCACGUUCUGCACAAACCCUCUAAGAAAACAAGAGUCGUUCGAAGCAUCAGCAUCGGGCAUUUCUCCAACGGAUUGUUCUCACUGUCCAAAUUUAGGUCUCAGGAUAACCGAUCUGUUUCACUGGACAAUAGAGUGUGUAAUGGAGAUUGUGACCGAGGGAAACCCAGUAAUCAAGUGACAGUUUGGCCUGAGAAGCGUCUCCAGGAGACCCAGAAACGCUCAUCGAGUCCAUUCAGUUUGAAAACACAGACAGAUGGGAUAGCAUUUGGGAGCAGUUCACACGAGGUUCUUCCCCUGAAUGGCUGCUCUCCUGUUGUUCCUCAAUGCACUCAAAACAACAACAACCACCAUGAGCUGGCUUCCCUUUCAUCUGCAUCCUGCCCCUCUCCUCCAGCACGGCGUACCCCCACACCCUCCCACAGCUCCACUUCCAGUAUCCCCUCCCUCUUAUCGCUCACAUCGUCAGACCCCCCAACCCCACGCUCUCCAUCGCCAGCGGACCGGGGGCAAGCACUCCUCAGACAGUCCCCGUCCACGCCUUCAUCCUCACAGGACACAAGGCAUGCUUCAUCCAGUUCCUCCCUCUCCUCCACUUCACCCUCUCCCUCACUUUCUCCAACUAUCCCUCCGAGCCCCUCGAUCGUCCUCAGUACCCACAGCCCUGUGGCCCUGAAGAUGGGCACCCAGCAGCUCAUACCCAAGGGUUUAGCGUCAGACACGCGCCAGAACAAGAUGCCUAACUCCGGGUCGCAAGGCCAAGGUUUGGUAGGGCUUCUUGGUUUGGAUCAUUCAAAACGAGCUGUGAAAGCCCUCAGCAUGGUGGAAACAGGGAGCUACUUUUCUACAGGAGGUGGCCGAGGUGAGGGGACAGAUGGAGAAAGUGAGGGUUCAGGGAGUCUAAGAAGAGGCCUGAGAAGUACUUCCUACAGGAAAGCCGUUGUGAGUGGAGUAGACAUGGAGGUUCCGACGGUAGAUCCAAAGACUCUUCAGUUUACGGAGUCUGCUCUCGGAGGUCUUGAUGGGGUUAAACCAGCUUCACCGGUAAGCCCAAUAAGUCCUGGAACUGCAAGCCUCACUAGUCCUGGGACAGCCAAGCCUGUGAGCCCCGGGACACCAAAAUUGGCCAGCCCUGGGACACCAAAAGCUACCAGCCCAAGGAUUUUAAAGCCUGCUAGCCCUAUGAUUGAUAUACCUAGCAGCAGUGGAAAAAACAAGAGUCCAGAUAAGAAGAAAGUUUUGACAUCUCAGCCGACGUUUGACAGCGAGGAGGAGGAGCUGUACCAGAACUACCAGGAGAAGGCCUUGCAUAAUGACUCGGAUGAGGACGCUGAUUCCAGAGAGCCCAAACCUGAUAACGGCAUUGUUGUGCAGUACAGACCCAUUCGCAUCUCCUGGAGCCAGCUCAGCGUGGUUAAAAAAAGUGGCCUAUCAGAACGGAUGGGCCAGGAGGACCGCAAGAAACAAGAGGCCAUUUUCGAGGUGAUUUCCUCAGAGCACUCCUAUCUCCACAGCCUGGAGAUCCUGAUCCGUAUGUUUAAGAACUCUGCAGAGUUAAGUGAGGCCAUGACCAAGAUUGAACACCACCACCUCUUCUCCAACAUCACCGACGUCUGUGAGGCUAGCAAAAAGUUUUUUAAGGAACUGGAGGAAAAACACCAACAGAACAUAGUGAUCGAUGACAUCAGCGACAUCGUUUGCAGGCAUGCUCAGUCCAACUUUGAUCCCUACGUCACAUACUGCUCCAAUGAAGUGUACCAGCAGAGAACGCUUCAGAGGCUUGUGUCCAAGAAUCCUGCUUUUAAGGAGGUGCUGACCAGGAUAGAGGCCCACCCGGACUGCAGGAACCUCCCAAUGAUCUCCUUCCUCAUCCUGCCCAUGCAGAGGAUCACCCGCCUGCCCCUGCUCAUGGAUACAAUCUGUCAAAAGACACCUAAAGACUCAACACAGUAUGAGGAAUGUAAGAAGGCUUUACAAGCAGUCAGCAAGGUGGUGAGAAAGUGUAAUGAAGGAGCUCGCACCAUGGAGAGAACAGAAAUGAUGUAUACCAUUAACUCUCAGCUGGAGUUCAAGAUCAAGCCUUUCCCACUGGUCUCGUCCUCCAGGUGGAUGGUGAAAAGAGGAGAGCUGAGGGCGUUUGUGGAGGACAAUGGCAUCUUCCUAAAGCGCACGUCCCGACAGCAGGUCUAUUUCUUCCUCUUCAAUGACGUCCUCAUCGUCACCAGGAAGAAGAGUGACGAGAGUUACACUGUGAUCGACUACGCCCUGAGGGACCAGAUCUGGGUGGGCUCCUGCCAGCCUGCGGAUCUCAACCUGUCACCGGUCAGAAGCACCACCAGCAUGCUGAGCUCACGGCAAGCGGGCGCCAGCCAUCCUUUCCGUCUGUCUUUCCGAAGCAACCACUCGGGUGAAGAGGUGUCCAUGAUCCUGGGGACAGAAUUGAUGAAUGAGCGUGCUCGAUGGAUCAGCGCUCUGGGUCAGAAUGUCAACAAGGAGAAGAGUCAGGACAGAAAAAAUGCCAUGCAGGUGGAGGUGAUCAGAACUUACACAGCCAAGCAGCCGGACGAGUUGUCCCUGCAGGUUGCUGAUGUGGUUUUGGUGUCGCAGACUGUAGAAGACGGCUGGUACGAAGGCGAGCGACUGCGCGACGGAGAGAGAGGGUGGUUCCUCGCCGAGUGUGCCGAGGCGAUCACAUGCCAGGCCACCAUCGAGCGCAACAUGCAGAGGAUGGACCGCCUGCAGGGGCUGGAGACUAAUGUGUGAACCGGCUGAGAGAGGGUGCUUAGACCACAGAGGGGCUCUUCUGAGAAUCUUUGACACACAAGUGACCUUUUUUUUUUUUUUUUUUUUUUAAAGCAGCCAACCCAGACGAAAUACAUUCAGCAACAGCAUCAGUGACCUGCCCAAAGGGAUCUAACAGAGACCAGUACGGCUGCUUUCUGGACCUCAGAUCAGCUUCCACUGUCUGAGUUUGUCAAAGCGAACACUGUUCAGAGAAAACACAGGGGAAGAAGAGAGACUUUCUUAAUUACUGGUCGGUCUCUGUGUGGGUGGACUGGCUCCAUGGUGGGAUCUAUCACAUUCAUUAAUUUCCCUUGUUGGUUAGAAAACUUCACACCCACAGCCGGAGUCACUGCCUUCAGAUCCCUGCUGCAUAAGAAGCACCAGUGUGGAAUGUGUAAAGUUUUUGUUAUCUUUUCAAACAUAUUAUUUCUUUUGAUGAAAGUAAUGUGCAAUGAAAUAACUGCAACUACAACCCUCCCCCCCCCCCCACCAUAGGAGGUAAAGUAGACCGAAGAGUGUGAAAAUGACGGCAGCCUGAUGUGUGCUGUGUUAAUGAGACUCGGGUCAUGUGAACGGGAGCUUUGCCAGUAACAAUGACACUAUGAAGAUGUUGAUUGUGAAAGUGAUAAUAAGGCUGCAGCGUGGGGUUUGGCAGCCGAUUCUGCACAGCGUUUGGGUUCAUGUAGAAACUUAUAUCAGUGUUUUUGUAGCAUCUGUUAGCGAUGAAAGUAUCAGAGUGAUAAUUAAAAGACAACAUGAUCUGGUUUUGUUAAGCUGGAAAAAGGAAAUGAAUCUGAAGCCCAUGGCACUUAUUGUAAAUAGUUUAAGUCAUAAUUAUUUGGAUGAUAUAAAGCCAGCUGGGAGUUAUCGUAUGUCAUCUGUGGGCUAAGUAUCUGUUUUCUUACCUGGCUGUUUGUCACCAGUUAAUGUCAACAUCAUGAAUCAAACUCUCCGGGUUCCGCCACAAACGCCAUUUUUCUCUCCAUCCACUCAAUGAUUUGGACAGCUUGAAAUAUUGCACACACUUGAUGUCAGCCAAGGGUGUAUUUCUGAAUAUCUCCCUUAGGAUUUAUAUCUGUGAAGUUCAAGAGGAAAGCUGAAAUGAAUUUUGGUGUGAGCCCACAGUGGGUCUGGAAGAGAUGAGCUGCCCAGCUGUCCAGGGUGGCUGAUCUUUUCAGCCCAGCCUCAGGAAAGAAAAAAAAAAAUGGCUUGGUCAGUGUGGCCAUAACGGCCAUCUAUUAAGCCAACGCUGCUCUGGCACCUGCCCAAAGUGUCACAACGGCAACUUUUGAGCGACAUGAAGCGAGGUGUGACAGUAAGCCGGCAGAGCAGCCAGCAGGAAGGACACCAGACAAAGUUCAGCACUUUGCACUCAGGGAAAAAUUAGCUCGGAGCAUGAACUGACCUGGAUUUCAAUCACUUUCUGUAACUAUUGUGAUUCCUCCGUGCACAUGUAAAUAUGUAAAACAAGCCUGAAUUGUAAAAUGUAUGUUUUCCAAAAGACAGAUUUAUAUCGAGAAACUUGCUUUGUCAACCUUAUAUAUUUGAAUCUGCCACCAUUAAUAAAAAAGCUUUAUCGCUCGA